Molecule: messenger RNA, 16367 nt
Organism: Lymnaea stagnalis (great pond snail)
Lineage: Eukaryota; Metazoa; Mollusca; Gastropoda; Lymnaeidae
Source: the annotation of a GenBank genome assembly
ACUCUGGCACGUGGUUACUUCUUGACGGAAGCGGAAACAAAAUAUGGUUGCACUUUCGAAAUCAUUUGAACUGUGUUAAACCAAGGAGUAGUAAACAUUCACUGCGCAGAAUACCCAUUCAUAACGAUGGGAAAGAAAAAUAAAAAAGAGAAAAAGGGAAAAGGAAAGGAAAAAACAGAACUAAAGACUGAGCGAAAAGCAGAGAAGCGUACCAGAAAAGAGCUUGCUGUUAAAGGAGAAGUAGAAUUAAUUUAUUAUUUAUAAUUAAUAAGAUUAAGAGUGACUGACCACGACGACGACUUAGGACUACUACUACUACUACUAUUACUAUUGACGUGGUGUUACUAGUGACCGUUAGUCAGUGAAACAUGACCACAUUCAACCACAUAUGCGGCAACUCCACUGGCUUCCAAUAUCCUCUCGCAUCAAGUACAAGUCUGCCAAUCUAUGCUUCAACUCGUUCACUGACCCUCACUUUCCUUUCUAUCUCUCUGAACUGUUGCUUCCUUACACCCCCACAAGACAACUACGCUCUUCAAUUGCCAAUAGAACCCUCUCAAUCCCAAUAACCAAAACUAAGACCAUUGGUGAACGCUCCUUCUACUUCCAUGCGCCCACACGUUCUGGAACCAGCUCCCCUUCCACAUCCGUCAUUGUGAAACCUCGUCCACUUUCAAAAAGUCCCUUAAAACCCAUCUGUUUAGGUCCACCUAUGACCUGUGAUGCACCCUCCUUGCCCUGCCUCAUUUUCUGUCUCGGGUUGAUCCUGUAGUAUAGGCCGAAACGUGCCAAAGUGUACUAAUUUUUAUAGCUAUUUUAAUGUUUAAGCUACUUUAUUAUUUUAUUUUUCACACUGUCACUGUAGUUAUUAUUCUAGUGUCUCUGUUUUUUUCCUUUUUAUUUUACUUUAGCAGUUUAUAGUUUACAUAUUUUUAAUAAUUGUAAAGCGCUUAGAGCUGUAAGGUAAGCGCUAUAAAAAAAUGCCUAAAUAAAUAAAUAAACAAUACAAAAAGUUGAAUUUUCUGCCAAAAAGCCUUUGACAGCAAAAAUACAGACAGACGCACUUGGCUUGUAAUGUAUAAUAGGUAUGUAGUUGACAGGAAAGGGUUGACAUAUUAUAUCAAUUACAAAAGUGUCAAAUGAAAUGAAAUCAAAGAAUUUGCACAUGCGAUUCGACAGGUCCUUCUUAAGGUUUUCUUCUACCCGUCUCUGUGACUGUGUAUAUUUCUUAUUGCUUCAUCCUGAUUGCAGUUUCCAUUUAAGUAUUAUUUUUUUUUUGUAAUUAGAACUACUGAAACGGGUAAAAAUAUGUUGAUUGUUGAAAAAAUAUUUUUAAAAUAUAAUAAUCUUGAAGUUGAAAUCUAUAGUAGAUAAAUAUAAUUUUGGUUUGUACAGAUGCUAGGCUCUAACUAAAUGUGAACGAACUUGCUUCCCAAAGAAGGGGCAGGUAAUUACAAUACAAGUCAAUGAAAUUGCAUAUUCAUAUUGUAUGGUGGUUAAUGGGAUCUCAAAUGGGAAUGGAUCCAUCUGGGAAUGGGAUACUACUGGGAAUAGGAUCCCACCAAGAAUUGGUUUUUGACUGGGAAUGGGAUUCAAUCAGGGAAUGGGAUCUCUUUUGAGGAUGAAAUGUUUACAAAAGUUAUUAUAAAUGUUUUGUUUUUUAGGAGAAAAAUUUUAAAAAAUUUUAUUUACUUUAGCGAUGGGAUUUUUUCAUGGCCCUUAAUUUAGAUGUUAGCUAAAAGGCUGUUGAAGCUUUUUUUCCAAAUGCAAUCUUGGGCAACGUGGGGUAUAUUGGCUAGUUAUUAAGUAAUUAUUAGAAUAAACUUGUACUUUGUUAAUGACUGACAAUGUGUUUUAUAGAUGAUAUAGAGAUAACUAAUUAAUUAUUGAACACGUUAAAAAGCUCUCACUGUUUAGGCCUAUGCACUUUUAAUUUACGACACUAAAAUGCAUGAUGCAUUUUUGAUCUUGUCAUCUCGCUUCCUCAUGCUAGGCUUAUCUCAAUAGUUAAUUACAUCAAAUCUAGAGCCUUCAGUAUGAUUUUUAAAAGAACUCUGUAAAGAUGUAGAAUUUUAUGACAAGCUCCUUCACCUUACCAAUGUGUAUAUGUCAUUGAAAGGAAAUUUCAAUGAUGUCUUUGAAUGGGAAGGGUAAUAAAGGGAGCGACUGCAAUCAUGUUAGCACAAUAGGAAAUUAGUAAAACAAAGUAAAGUUAAACCUGAAAAAAGGAACGCAACAAAACAACGAACAUGUUGGCAGGAAGCCUUCGUCAGCGAAAAAACAGAAAAAACCAGAAUGAAAUUUAAAAAUAGCACUUAGCUGAGAAGUAGUAUCCAAGAGGGCAGCAAAUGAAUUCUUUUUUACUUAAUUGAGGAAGCUUGAUAUGAUAAAUAUGAAAUUUCAUGGACAGGAAAGACACAUCCAAUUCCAUAACAAUAUUCACUUAUCUGGUGGUGAAAAUUAAGUUUUGGGCAAUUUCACUAUGUUUAAAAACUCUGCAGUGUGAUAAAAGAUUCUGAAAACAGGGAUUAUUGGCAUCUUAAACAAAAUUUUUGCAGUGCUACUUUCAAUACAUAUGUACAUAUUUUUUACUUUAAGAUUGUUAGAAUAGUAAUGUGCUCAAAGAAGUGAUAGGAAUAAAUAAUGAAAUGCUUUAUUAUUCAACUAAAAGAAAUUAAUUUGUUACAACACGACUUUACUUUAGGAAGACAUAGAAAAACUUAUUGCUGAGUUUCAAGAACAAGACAGAAGAAAAGAACAAGUAAUCGAGGAACGGUCUGACCCUCCUUCACCACGGUUAGCAAGACUUAAUUAAUAUUUUAAGGGAAAUAUUUUAAAAUAUGUUUCACUCCUCACAUUUUGGAUGAUGCAUCCCACCCUCUUCAUCACAGAUACUUGGAUCGGCCCAUUCAGAACAAAUUCUUUCUCUCAGGGCGAGGAAUGAAAGAUAUAAAAAUUCUUUUGUUCCCCAAUCUGUAUGAAUUUACCAGCGUGCUCCCCCAGAUGUCACAAAAUCUAAAUGAGAACUAAUUAAAUCCCUGUUAUGUCUAAUGGAGUUCACUGAAUGGCUGUUUUUUAAACUAGUGAAAUAAUUUCAUGUAGUUGUCUUGUGUUUAAAUUGUUUUAGUUGGAAAAUGUGGACUUUAUUAAAUGUGUAUUUAUUUAUGUGCUGAAAAUGUAUAUGUACAAUGCAAUGAAAAAACAUUUCCAUUUGUUUGGAUCAAUAAAAAAUUAAAAAAUCUUAUCUUAUAUUCAUUCUUUCUGCUUGUGUUAAGUGGAAUGACUCAUCAGUAUUUUCAGUUAAUCUCAAAUCAAAUUUUUGUGUGCAAUUUGUGCAUGCUGGUGUACAAUUUUUGACUAAAAAGUGUAAAUAAUAAAACAUUAUUUAUUACAUUUUGAUGCUUUCCCCUAUCAGGUGCAAUGGCUCGUUGGUACCACACCCAGAUAAAGAUGAACUGCUUUUGUUUGGAGGAGAGUACUUUACAGGGAACAAAGUAGGUCUCUUUUCCCACUUUUUAUUAACAUCAUGAAGUCGGUGUGUUUAGUGAGGGUAAACACAUUCAACUGCUAAUAUCUCUAAGUUUAUCUCUUGUUUUUAGAAAGCCGCAAAGCUGAUAUUCACCAUGGACUUUGUUUUAAGGAGUCUUUUUAUCCAUUAAAAUAUAGUGGAUCCUGACUUGAUCUAUUCAGAAAAUUGGUUACAUUCUCGAAGUGUUACAGAAAAAAAAGAUGGUGGUAACUCAUGACAUAAACAAUGCAGCUGUGUAUAGAACUUAAUUUCACAUGUUUCAUUUUAAAACUAACAGACUAACAGAAGAGCUUAUGAUUACUUCAUGAAUACUGAAUGAGUUCUAACUGUGCAUCAUAUAAUAAUCUGAAUGACUUCUACAAGUGCAUCUGUUACGUACUGUUAUGGUUAUAAAGAUUAAAGAUUAAUAGUUGGCUCAUAACAAAAGACUGAUCUAACAGUUUUUAAAGAAAACUAUGAAAAAUCUAGUGAUAAUAAACUUUAACCUCAUUUUGAAAAUAAAUUUCUAUAUAAAUAUAAAUUUGAGUACAGAAGCAAAAAAAAUUAUCAACUUACAGCCAGUAGAAAAAAGGGUACAAUCCUCAAAAUAGAUAUAUUAAUUUAUACACACAAUAAUAUAAAUGUCUCUGAAUAAGCUCUAAGGUUACAUCAUAUAAUGUUCUGAAUUAGUUCUAAGUCUGCAUCAUAUAAUGGUUUAGCAACUAAUUUUGGCUUUGACACAAUCAGGUAGAAUAAUAAAGGGGUCAAAUCCUUCUUUUGAGUCCUAGAAACGUUAUUUGCUCUACCACAAUAAGCUCUAAAACUUUCUAUAUAUCUUCUAAAAUAUCUUUUAGACUGGUCAUUUACUGUUUCUUCCAUCCUAAUAUAAUGUGUGGAUCUGUGCAUAUAAGUUAUUCUCUUAGAUUCAUAUAAAGAUACAAUUUUUUAAAAAUUGCACAUGGUAGAGUUUACUAGUUUUAUAUAACUGAUGUAUACAAUCAUAAAGAUUUUUGUAAAUGUAUAUUAGAUAUAUAAAAGUUAUGAGGAUUAAUCCCCUCUCCAGCAAUUAUCUUCAUCUGAAACACUGUAUGUUUUAUUAAGGGUCAUUGUGGUCAGAUCCCCUCUCCACCUUUACAUGAAACACUACACAAAUCUAGAGCCUUCAGUAUGAUUUUGAACUGUGUAAAAUAAUAUGACAUUUUAACUUUGUUUGUUAUGUUAAGUGAACAUAAAUAACAAUAUGUUUUCCCACAGAUGUUUGUGUACAAUGAUCUGUUUGCUUAUCAAAUCAAGAGGAAUGAGUGGAUCAGGAUAUCUAUACCCAACGCACCACCUCCACGCAGUGCACACCAGGUCAGUCACCCAGUUAUUUUUUUUCAAAUUGAAAUACCUCACCUCAUGUCUCAAAUUUUAUGUAUGUGUUCUAUGUUUCAACCUUUAUGUACGUCUUAUAUGUGAGGAGCUCAGACACGUAUGAAUACAUUUUUUAAACAUUUGUAUAACUUGUUUUUAACAUUCAUGCUGUCACUGUAUCAUGUUAAUAGCAGGUUUAUUUUACCCAAAUUGUCCGUACGUACUGUUAUAUAGUUUUGAAAAUUUAAUCUGUUUUAAGAUUUGACUAUUUAAAUGAACAAUACGUAACAAAGAACCAAAGAAACGGUACGCAGAGAAAAACUAUACCAAAACCUAGUCAUACUAACAAUAUUCAAUUUAAUUGUACUAUUAAAUUAUAUAAAAAUACAAUAUAUAAAUCGACAGAAAUAUAAACUGUAUUAGCUUUCAGCACCACAAGAGAAAAAGUACAAUUCUGGAAAAUAUAUGAUGCCUCGGAAAUGUCUAGGAAAAUCGAAAAAUCUCUCCCGCUAGGAAAGCUGCCAGCUUAUAUAUAGGAGUAAAUUAGAACCCUCUAGAGAAGAAACUCUAGAAAUUUCAUCACCUGUUUGCAUUCUUUACAACAAAUAAAGUGUAUUCGAACGUAAACAAAUUUUUUCCCAAUCAUGGAAGGGUGGGUAAAAAGUAUUGGCGCGACACAUUUAAUGGGUAGUGUCCAUAUCAAAACAAAAAAGGGGAUGGGGAUGGUGAAACACUUUAGAUCUAGGUUGAAGUAAACAAAAUUAAGUCAAGAUGUAUACUAUAACACCGUCACUGUAUCACACCAAUGACAAGUUUAUUAUAUCCAGUCUCUAGCUGUAUCACACCAAUGACAAGUUUAUUAUAUCCAGGCUCUCACUUUAUCACACCAAUAACAUGUUUAUUAUAUCCAGGCUGUCACCGUAUCAUAUCAAUAACAUGUUGAUUAUAUCCAGGCUGUCACUGUAUCACAUCUAUAACAAGUUUAUUACAUUAAGGCUGUCACCGUAUCACACCAGGGAGGUCAGAUGUGGGUCUUUGGGGGAGAGUUCUCCAGCCACACACAGAAUCAGUUCUAUCACUACAAGGACUUUUGGAGUUUAAAUCUCAGGGAUAAAAAGUGGGAGCAGAUAAAGUAAGUUGGUGGAAUUCUGUUACCACUUUGUACAUGUCAAACCUCUUAUUCAAAUGUAACUCCUAUAUCAGGUCAUCAUCAGUCUUACUACCAGAUAUCAAGCGAAUUCUGUUACCACUUUGUACAUGUCAAACCUCUUAUUCAAAUGUAACUCCUAUAUUAGGUCAUAAUCAGUCUUACUACCAGAUAUCAAGCAAAUUCUGAAAACUUAUAGAUUCAGUGUGCUCUGAAUUUUUAGGUUUAUAAAGAGAAUACAUAGAUCAUUUAAUGUAAAUAACCCAUCAUGUCCCCUGAUGUGUUCUAAUUGUGUAAUACAUUGGUUUUCAACUGGCAUGCUACAACACACUGGAGUUUCCCUAGAUUUUAAUAAUAAAAUCAUACAAAUUAAUAUCGGAAGGUUUUUUUUUUUUUUUUGUAGUCACUUACCUACAAAGUAAAAUUAAAAUUAUAAAUCCAUCUAAUUGAAAAGAAAAACAUUAUUAGUGAUUACACCAAAGCACAGAUAUUUUUAUGAAAAGACCUGAUAUUUAUAGGUGUGUGGCAGAUAUGUAUGAAUUAGUUUCUCAUAGAUACAACAGGUAGGAAACCACUGGUGUAAAUUAUUGAUGUCUAAAUAAAACUGUAUGUAGUGUUUAGUAUUUCUUGAACUCAUCAUUAUCACUUGGAUUUGAAGUGAAUUAUUUAUUAAGACACAUUUCUUAUUUAAACAAUUGCAGACUGAUGGUGUGAUUAUUUUAUUCAGAUUAAAGUCUAAUUUUUUUUGUAUUCAGAUUAAAGUCUAACUUAUUAUUAUUCAGAUUAAAGGCUAACUUAUUAGUAUUAAGAUUAAAGUCUAACUUAUUAGUCUCAGCAUCAGGCCCUGCAUUUUAUACUCUGUUCAUUACAAUUGGUGAUACAGUUCAAGAAUAAAAAUUACAUAUUUUUUUUUCAGAGUGCCAGGUGGACCUUCUGCUCGGAGUGGACAUAGAAUGGUGGCUUUAAAGAAACAAAUUAUUGUUUUUGGUGGUUUCCAUGACAACAUAAGGUCAGCCAUUAGUUAACUAAUUAUCAAUGUUAUGGCUUUUUCAACGUCUUAAACUUUUUAAUGAACAUUUUUGUUUUGUAUUGUGCAACUUAUUCUUUUUAAAGUAAAUUUAAAGUAAAUUUAAUGAAAGACAAUUUAAUUAUCUGUAUUAUUAGUCUAUAACAAAUACUAUUAAUAUAUUUCUGCUUAAUUUUUUAGUUGUGUGCUUUUGUUUCAUUAUAGAGACUACAAAUAUUACAACGAUGUAUACUGUUUUGACCUAGAGACAUACACAUGGACAACAUUAAAUCCAACGGGCACAGGUCCAUCUCCCAGGUUGGUCUUAUUAAGCUCCCUUUGUCACGCCAACAAUAGUGAAAGUUUCCUCUUUAUCUAUAAUUAGUUUUAACCAAAUUGAAACAUGACCUACUUACUGUUGUGUGACCUACUUACUUCUUCUUCUUCUAUAUAUUAAUUUAUUGACCAUUUUGGCUCCUAAUAUGCAUGUAGAGGAGAUUUGCAAUGUUUCUGUACCUGGUUUUGAUAAGGAUAUUUCCCUGGUUGCAAGGGCUCAUUUGUGAGGGUAUCAUGCACUGGGGGUUGCAAGGGCCACUUUGUGAGGGUAUCAUGCACUGGGGAGUGGAAGGCCUUAAGCAAUAGAUGCAAAUGUGUCAAGUGUUGUCGCCUUAACUGUUCCCUUUGAAAGCUUGUUCCAGUCCCUGAUUGUCUUUGGCAGGAAUGAGCAGUUCCUAUACUGGCUUCUCGCUGAUAUGAGCCAGAACUGCCUGUCAUGGCCUCAUCGCUGUCUAUGGGGGAGAGGGACGAGUUUCUGUAUAAUGCUGGAGCAGUGGAUUAUUUAUCUUGUACAUCAUGGAGAGCCUGGAUAGUCGUCGUCGUUCCUCCAAUGGUGACCAGCCUAGUUUUUCCAGCAUCCUGCCAACACUAAGGGUAUUCUUGUACCUGUUCAGGACAAAGUGUGCUGCCCGUCGCUGGAUCACUUCCAACCUAUCGAUGCUCUUCUGGGUAAAUGGGUCAAACUGAAGAUGCAUAAUCUAAAAGCGGACGGACUAAGGCUUUAUAGGCUCUUUCUUUCACACUGGAGUUGCUGAUCUUUAGAUUAUGCGUUAAGAACCCCAGGGUCUUGUUUGCCUGGUUGCACACAUUGUUCAUAUGCUCGUCCCAGUGGACCUCUAUUUAAAUGGCAACACCCAGGUACUUAACGAAGGAAACUGGCUCAAGUAUAUGGCCACGCAGUUCGUAUGUGUAGAGGAGUACAACUUCUAGAGACUGACAGUGUCUGGCACUUGGCAGGGUGAAAUUCCAUGUCCCAGCUCAUCUCCCACUUACUGUGACCUACUUACUUUUUUGUGACCUACUUACUGUUGUGUGAACUACUUACUGUUGUGUGAACUACUUACUGAUGUGUGGACUACUUGCUGUUGUGUGAACUUCUUACUGUUGGGCAGAAGUGACUGCUAUUGAAGCAACUUUACACCACCUAUCUGCAAUCUUCAUAGUUUAUCCAAGCAAUCAGAGAAAUGUAGUUGUUUUCUCUAACUGCAUCUGAGUAUCAACAUCUCACAACAACAGUACAAUCACUAUUUCUCAAAAUAAGUACUUUCCUCAAAACUUUUGCAGUCAAGCUGACCUUACAAUGGAUGCCAGGUCACCACAAUGUAACCAGGACACCACAAAAUACCAGAACACCACAAUAUACCACAACACCACAAUACACCAGGACACCACAAUAUACCAUGACAUGAAAGAGUAGACAAACCAGCAUAACUGGGAGCAUCCGAUGAACAGCUACAUAUGCCUACAUCAUCACUAAAACUUCGAAUCAGCUUAUCAGAGCUAACAAAAAAUAAUAGUGGUUCAUUGGAUGGGCUAUGGGUAUGAUCUCAACAGGAAGAUGUGUUUUCACACCCAUGUCCAUUCCGACCCCAAAGACACAAUAAAUUGCCUUCAAAUAAAAAAACAAGUCAUAAUCUUUUACCUGGGCUCAUACAACUUCAUUCCCACCUUAACCACAUAAAAUCAAAUUAAACACCUAUGUUCCCCCUCUGCAGACAUCCAAAUGAGACGGUAACAUUGUUUACCUCCAAAUGAGUUGAUAACAUUGUUUACCUCCAAAUGAGUUGGUAACAUUGUUUACCUCCAAAUGAGUUGGUAACAUUGUUUACCUCCAAAUGAGUUGGUAACAUUGUUUACCUCCAAAUGAGACGGUAACAUUGUUUACCUCCAAAUGAGAUGGUAACAUUGUUUACCUCCAAAUGAGUUGGUAACAUUGUUUACCUCCAAAUGAGACGGUAACAUUGUUUACCUCCAAAUGAGAUGGUAACAUUGUUUACCUCCAAAUGAUUUGGUAACAUUGUUUACCUCCAAAUGAGAUGGUAACAUUGUUUACCUCCAAAUGAGUUGGUAACAUUGUUUACCUCCAAAUGAUUUGGUAACAUUGUUUACCUCCAAAUGAUUUGGUAACAUUGUUUACCUCCAAAUGGGACGGUAACAUUGUUUACCUCCAAAUGAGACGGUAACAUUGUUUACCUCCAAAUGAUUUGGUAACAUUGUUUACCUCCAAAUGAUUUGGUAACAUUGUUUACCUCCAAAUGAGUUGGUAACAUUGUUUACCUCCAAAUGAGUUGAUAACAUUGUUUACCUCCAAAUGAGUUGGUAACAUUGUUUACCUCCAAAUGAGUUGGUAACAUUGUUUACCUCCAAAUGAGUUGAUAACAUUGUUUACCUCCAAAUGAGAUGGUAACAUUGUUUACCUCCAAAUGAGACGGUAACAUUGUUUACCUCCAAAUGAGACGGUAACAUUGUUUACCUCCAAAUGAUUUGGUAACAUUGUUUACCUCCAAAUGAGACGGUAACAUUGUUUACCUCCAAAUGAGAUGGCAACAUUGUUUACCUCCAAAUGAGUUGGUAACAUUGUUUACCUCCAAAUGAGUUGAUAACAUUGUUUACCUCCAAAUGAGUUGGUAACAUUGUUUACCUCCAAAUGAGUUGGUAACAUUGUUUACCUCUCCUCCAAAUGAGAUGGUAACAUUGUUUACCUCCAAAUGAGUUGGUAACAUUGUUUACCUCCAAAUGAGUUGAUAACAUUGUUUACCUCCAAAUGAGUUGGUAACAUUGUUUACCUCCAAAUGAGUUGGUAACAUUGUUUACCUCCAAAUGAGUUGAUAACAUUGUUUACCUCCAAAUGAGAUGGUAACAUUGUUUACCUCCAAAUGAUUUGGUAACAUUGUUUACCUCCAAAUGAGAUGGUAACAUUGUUUACCUCCAAAUGAGUUGGUAACAUUGUUUACCUCCAAGUGAGUUGAUAACAUUGUUUACCUCCAAAUGAGUUGGUAACAUUGUUUACCUCCAAAUGAUUUGGUAACAUUGUUUACCUCCAAAUGAUUCGGUAACAUUGUUUACCUCCAAAUGGGACGGUAACAUUGUUUACCUCCAAAUGAGACGGUAACAUUGUUUACCUCCAAAUGAUUUGGUAACAUUGUUUACCUCCAAAUGAUUUGGUAACAUUGUUUACCUCCAAAUGAGACGGUAACAUUGUUUACCUCCAAAUGAGACGGUAACAUUGUUUACCUCCAAAUGAUUUGGUAACAUUGUUUACCUCCAAAUGAUUUGGUAACAUUGUUUACCUCCAAAUGGGACGGUAACAUUGUUUACCUCCAAAUGAUUUGGUAACAUUGUUUACCUCCAAAUGAUUUGGUAACAUUGUUUACCUCCAAAUGAUUUGGUAACAUUGUUUACCUCCAAAUGGGACGGUAACAUUGUUUACCUCCAAAUGAUUUGGUAACAUUGUUUACCUCCAAAUGAUUUGGUAACAUUGUUUACCUCCAAAUGAUUUGGUAACAUUGUUUACCUCCAAAUGAUUUGGUAACAUUGUUUGCCUCCAAAUGGGACGGUAACAUUGUUUACCUCCAAAUGAUUUGGUAACAUUGUUUACCUCCAAAUGAUUUGGUAACAUUUAUUUUUAUUUUAUUGUGCAAUUAAGAUUUAAAAAAAAAACUAUUCCUAAAAUUCUCUAAAUAAAUUUCUGAGCAUUUAUUUCUCCUCAGUAAUCCAACUCCAUUUAACUUGGAGAGAGAGCCAGUGAUAUAGGCUGUUAUUGUUUAGUCGUUAUCAGAAAUGUUUAUCUUUGCUUUGUCUUAAAUGAACCUUCACUCUGUUGUAUACGGUGAUAGUGAAAAUUUGUGUACUUAAAUUGUUUUAACCUUGUUUUAACCUACGAAAGAGCUUAGCAACCAUAAAAUUAGAUGAUAUUCAUAUAUCUCAACAAACCAACAGAUCAGGCUGUGUCCUGUUGCCUGUUCCGGACUUGGGUAAAAUCAUCAUAUAUGGUGGAUACAGCAAAGAGCGAGUCAAGAAAGAUGUAGACAAGGGCACAACUCACACAGACAUGUUUGCCCUUGCCUUAGAAAGUAAGCUUGCGUCUUACCUGAACAUUGAAUUUACCUUCUCAUUCUUACUGUAGAAAAUAGGCAGUUGAAUAAAAGCAUAUUUUUCAAAUAGUUAUUGGCUGUUUCAGAAAGUGGGAAAUGAAUGAAUGCUUCACUUAUGCAGGGUUUGUUAGAGAUAUUGCAAUGAAUGCUUCACUUAUGCAGGGUUUGUUAGAGAUAUUGCAAUAAAUGCUUCACUUAUGCAGGGUUUGUUACAGAGAUAUUGCAAUGAAUGCUUCACUUAUGCAGGGUUUGUUACAGAGAUAUUGCAAUGAAUGCUUCACUUAUGCAGGGUUUGUUACAGAGCUAUUGCCAUCUUUUACUGUACCUAAUGGGAGUAACUUUGUAAAGUAAAAAAAACUUUUUUUUUUUUUUAGGUUAAAACAUUUGAAUUGAUUAUGCUGUUUAUCUACAAAUAAUAAUUAUACUUGCACUUAAAAAAUUUGUAUGACACAUUUUAUAAUUGUAUUCUUGAAGAAGUUCGUCAACAGUUCCGCUGCUCUAAUCAACUUUUGGAAGUCAUUCUUGAAUACUGAUGACAUGAUUUUCUGUUUGACAUCUUUCUUUCUUUUUGUUUGGUAGCCGGUAUUUGAUGCCAAGCCAAGUUGGUUGUGGUCGCCCGACUAUGGCGUUGCUAGGCCAUUCAUUUUCUCCAUAUACUUUCAUAACAUUUAACAAACGAUAGAGCAGAAAAAUGUUCACUUCACUCAUUUGAAAUGUACUUUGUCUUUAAAUAUCAUCUUUGAACAUAGAGUGCAAGGGAACAGAGGACCCUAUAAACCCUGGCUCCAAUAAAUCUGAAUAACUCUUUUUUUGUGUGGCUUAUUCGUUGUAGUUCGAACCUUUGGGGAUGAAGCGUGUUUUUGAAAUGAACUUUAUUAUUAUUAUUAGUUAAAAUGUAAUGCUUGGACAUUUAGAAAAAAGAGAAGGCUCAACUGAUGCCACCCAAAAAUGGAAAUGGCAGCCAGUUAAACAAAGUGGUGCUCGACCCUCUGCUCGUUCAGGAAUGUCAGCAGCUGUUGCCACUGGAAACAAAGCAUUUUUAUUUGGUGGCGUAUUUGAUGAGGUAAGUGCAGCUUUUUUAACCUUUUAAUUUUAAACUGUAGGACAUGUUCACAGGAAGUUCAUUCAACUUUACGUGAUAGUCACGGAGCACCAUAGCUUCAGCUUAUUUUAAUAAAUUAUUUCUUGUGCAAUUUACAUUAUCAUUAGUUUUAAAUUUACAUAUUUAAAAUAAGAAUCUGUUCAUUUCAUUAAAAUAACAAUUAAAAACUCUUCACCUGGGGCUUGUAUUUAUGUUUAAGAUAAUGUUUUUUUAAAGCAUUUGAAACAUAAUUAUAGUACGGUACCCAUUUUCACUGACUCUAUAGUAAAAUAAAUUAUAAAUAUCGAUUUAAAAAUUUAGUCAAGCAAAUGUUACUGAUCUCAAGUAUUGUGGAAAUCAAGUCAGAUGAGAGGUACCGGUAUUAGUUUUAUCUGCUACUGCUGCCAAUUUCAGUGGAGUUAUUGAUCUACCUCCCAUUUGAGGAUUCUCUUUGUUCAAUUAAAAAACAAAUUUCAUGUUUCUAAAAUAAUAUUUUUCAUUAUUUAUUUGUUAAGGAAGAUGAUGAUGAAGAUCUUGAAAGUGUUUUUUUCAAUGAGCUCUGGUCAAUGGACUUGGAGAAAGGAAAGUGGUUUUCUCUACAACUAAGGUACUGGUGGUCUGUUGCACAUUUAUUAUAAUGUAGUUUUUAAAUAAUUUUGUUCUUUUUGCAUUUUAGCUAAUAAAUAGAGUAAAUUUGUUGGUUUCACUAACGACACAUUUCACAUUUUUUUAUAUAUUUAUAUUAAAGAGCAUCCAAGACAAUGCAUAGAAAGGCUUAAUUUCAAUGUUCCUACCUUUGUAACAAGGAAAAUUACAAUUUUUAAAAAAUCAAAAUUAAACCAGCAUAUACUUAUUUUAAAUCAUGUUGUUCUUUAAGUGUAGACACCACCGCUGUUUUAUAUUCAAAGGAAAGUAAAAAAAAAUUAUUUGAUUUUUCAAAAAAAAUUUUAAAAAUAGGGUAAAUAAAUUAUCUGAGCUGAAAAACUUCCAUUAUAUCCAUGAAAAUAAUUAAUAUGUAACUGUUACCAGUGACAAUCAAAUUCAAGGCCUUGGGCCAACAAAUAUCUUAUUUGAUUGUCUUCAAGAGCACAAAGUGAAGAUAGCAAAUAUUUGGUUUCAAUGCUUUCUUUAAGUUCAACUUCCCCUCUACCCUAAGAGGACCUAUGUGAAAAAGUCUGUGUGCAGUGGCUUGGGUAUAUAUGUUUUUAAGCCAGUUUGUGGAUGUUUUACAUCAUUCUGUGAUUUGGUUCUCUGAUAAUAUUCCCAGAGGCAAGAAGCAAGUAGCAGGUGAAAAGAAAAAGAGACGAAGGAAGAAAAAAGAAGAUGAGGACCAAGGUGCUAAUGAGGGGGAUGAAGAAGGUGAGGAGGAGGAGGAAAUGGAAGAUGAUAUGGAGGUGGCCCAGGAAGCGGUGGAGAAUCUAGAACUGGAAAGUGCAGAGGAUUCCACAAAUUCAACUAAUGAUGGGGUAUUUAAAGUCUCUUACGCACAGCCGACUGGCACUCCCGGGGAGGAAACUGCAGGUGUGACUGCAGGUCUGGGCAUGGAUGUCGACCAGUUCUGGCCAUCAAAACGCAUGAAUACUGCUUUAGCUGUAAGCAAUUUGAAAAUCAUUUUUCUUUUUUUACACAAAAAUUGUAUGGAAAUCAAUACUAUCAUCAAAAUGUGCCAUAAAAAUAUCAUUUCAUGUUCCAUCAAAAGCGGACUUUGAUUUCAAGAAGAAUUAUUUCAUUGUAUAUAUCUGAUGUGGCAAAGUAGCUUCCAAAGUAGCUUCCAAAGUAGCUUCCUUUAUCUCCACAGGUCAAAAUGAUGUUUACACUGGGUUGUCAUUUUUUUAUUUAUUUAAAACCAUUUUUUACAUUUCCUAGAAAUCUGAAAUUGUGCCGGAAAUUUUAAUCCAUCUGUCAUAGUCAUUCAACUAAUUUGGUGGAUCCUUGUUUUCCUGCAUUCCAAAAUAUAUGCGCAGUAGUCACAAUAUAUAUAAUUUUUGGGAGAAAAUAACUAAUUUAUGACAACUAAUUUUUCCAGUUACUUCCCUUGCAAUAACAAUGCAUUAUACAACUUAAUACAAGUAACUUUAGUAAGGAACAUUUCAAAAAUAUAUUUCACUCUUCAAUUUCCUGGUCUUGAGAGAGAGAGAUAGAGGGUAAGGGGUGUUAUCCUUAUCCAAAUGUAUUAAAACUGUAUUUUAAACAUACUCGAAAUAUAGGAAAUAGUCAAUAUAUUUUUACAGUUAUCAAGUUUAAUUUACUUCCAAUCGUAUUUGUAACUUCACUAAAAUGUUUUUUGUCAAACUCAUAUAUUUGUAUGUAUCAAAUGUAUUUUCAGGUUAAAGAUGGAACACUUUUUAUGUAUGGAGGUAUUUAUGAAGAUGGGGACAAACAAGUUACACUCAACGACUUCUACGCUCUGGAAAUCCAUAAGUUGGACCAAUGGUCUGUCAUUAUUGCAGAAGAUCGUAGAUUACAAGAGUGGCAAGAUUCAGAUGACUCUGAGGAUGACCAGGGAGCAAAAUCAGGGGGAGGGGCUACAGGAAGUCAAACUAAAAUGGAUGACAGUGAUGAGGAUGAUGGUAAGCUUGGAAGAACAAGAGUUGAGGGUAACACAAAAAAAUUAGGGUAGCAGAAGGGUUAGGAAUAACACAAGAAAUUAGGGUGGCAGAAGGGUUGGGGAUAACAUAAGAAAUUAGGGUAGCAGAAGGGUUAGGAAUAACACAAGAAAUUAGGGUAGCAGAAGGGUUGGGGAUAACACAAGAAAUCAGGGUGGCAGAAGGGUUGGGGAUAACACAAGAAAUUAGGGUGGCAGAAGGGUUGGGGUAACAAGAGUUGAGGGUGACACAAGAAAUUAUGGUAGCACAAGGGUUGGGGGUAACACAAGAAAUUAGGGUAAUAAGAGCUGAGGACUGUUAAAAGAUACAAAGUAAGUUAGUGUUGUAAAGCUUUACUUAAUCAAAGUUAUAGUUGGCUGAAACUGAAAGACAUAUUUUACAAAAUACUAAAUUUAAAAAAAAAAGAACCAACAAUAAAAUGCAAGUUAUAAAAAAAUUCAAGCAAAUAUACACAUGAAAUGAUUUAUAAAAUAAAUACAAGAAAAAAGAAAUGGAAAGUGGAUUUAGCUUCAUCUUCUUCAUUUUUUGAGGUGGGGCUGAAAAUUUAAUAGAAUGUGUUGCCAAUGGCAAAAAGUCUAUGUGCCAAGUUUCAGCUCAAUAGUUUGAUGGGAAGUGGGUCAUUUAGCCUUCCAAAGAUUUUGCCACAAACCCAGCCAGAAAGAAAGCGAAGUGAAUAUAACAGAUUUAAAAAUUCAAGUAAGAAUAUUUUAAAAGAAUAAAAAACAUUUGGAAUCAGUCUCAACAAAAUUUUUAAACUGUUCAACAGAUGAAGAUGAAAGUAUGGAAAUAACCUUUGAUGAUGCACCGGAUCGAAGAGAUGGGGAAGGCAUUGUAGAUUACUUCAGUCGAAGCCAGGACUACUGGGUGCAAAAAGCCAAAGAGAUUUAUGAAGAAGAAGGGGAAACAAUCAGUGAGAGAAAGUUGGUGCGGUUUGCAAAAGAAAUUUGUGAGGAGGCUUGUGACAAAUAAUAAAAAUAAUUAAUUAUUUAUGACACAAUUGUUAUUAUUUCUAUGGAGAGAUCUGAAAUUUUUUGGAAUGUGCUUUGUUUGAUGUUGUUCACAGUGGUUAGACAUUUUUAUUGAAUGGGUAUUUAACAUUAGGUACAGAGGGAUCGAUCUAAAAUUUAAACAUAAAAAUAUUCAUAAAAUGAUGCUUAUUAAUUAAGUCAAGGCUUAACUAUUGCCAUUUUAUUUUGUUUACUCGUUGAAUGUUACAAAAACUGCAUUUCAGAAAAC